UUGGUCGAUUAUUACGUACUAUGACACCGUAGUGUGCACACCACAAUAGGUAUCAUCGGCGUGAUAACGAUAAUAGAAUCUUAUCACUACACUUCAAGUGUAAGCCAAAUGCGCAUGUGUUUGUGUGACAAUGCGCGCGUUAAAUUUUCUGACGUUUAUUUUUUUUAUUUUAAACGCAAGAGGCCAAGACACGCCUGUAGAAUUUCGGCUAAUAAAACUGUGUGACCAUUGUGCAUGUAGUGAAAUACCGGACAUAGUAGAUGGAACCCACUUGGUACUAAACAUACAGUGUUCCGAGUUGGAUAAGAUUGAUGAUCUUGCGGAUUUGGAUAAAAUCCAGUGGCCGGACAAUCCAAAUGGACUUAAAAUAUCCGCUGCGUUUGAAGGACUUGGUCUGACAACACUUGGCAAACUGCCACCAAAUUCUCAACUGGAAAUGUUACGAUUCACAAACAACGCUUUAAAAACAUAUUGGCCGGAUCCCUUCAGCGAUGUUCCUAAUAUAAAGAUUCUCUCGUUUUCACAGAACGAGCUAACAGAAGUUACCCCAGAUCUCUUCACGAACAUCAAUACUGUACAAGACUUGGAUAUAUCCUACAACAAGUUGGUUACUAUAAACGCGUUUGACUUCAAACAUCUACAGUAUUUAAAACGGCUAAAUCUACAAAGCAAUUUGCUAAAAAGGUUUCCGGUAGAAGCUUUGUCGCCGAUGAAGAGUUUGGAGGACUUGGAUCUGAGUAAAAAUGGGAUUCAGGAUGUGUUGCUGAGGAGGACCAAAGUUGAGGUUAUUUCGAGUUUGAAAAGACUGAGUUUGAGUGGAAACAGGUUAAGGUCAAUAGUGAAAGAUUCAUUUCCAGAAAACAAUAGCAUAGAAUUCCUAGACUUAUCAAAUAACAUCAUAGAAGUUGUUGAAGAGGAAGCAUUCCAGACAUGCGUAAGUCUAAAGGAAUUGAACCUUGCACAGAACAACAUAACGUUUACAUUCGCACUUCCACCGACGCUGCAGAUUGCCAUGCUACGGAUCAACACAUUGUACCACUGGCCAAGGUUCCCUAGCGGUAUCACUUACAUCGAUUUGUCUUAUAAUCGGCUAUCGGCGCUGUACGACGAAAAUAACGCAGAAUUUGAUAACUUGGAGGUCUUAAACAUCGGAGGAAACCAAUUAAAAGAGUUUGAUUUAGAAAAAAAAUUGCCACGACUUUUCACCCUGGAUAUAUCUUAUAACUUAUUGCCCGAAGUACCUGAGUGUAUCAGCAGCCAAAUAGUUCCAAAUUUAGAAGAGUUACGCCUAGAUGGCAACCCAAUAAGAGGCAUAUAUUUUAAGAACAUAGUUGCUCUACGGAAUCUGUAUAUGAAUGAUCUGCACAAAUUGUCUUUAGUAGAAGACAAGUCGUUUAGCAAUGUGGUUGGCAGGUUGGGAGAAGAUGUAGUAUUAGGGAGAAGUUGCUUUUCCUUGUACCUGUCGAACUGUGUCUCGUUGAGCCAGAUUGAUGAAGGAGCUUUUGACGGAACUGAUCUAUGCAUGGUGGACCUCAGCAAGAAUAACCUGACUCGUCUGUCGCGCACGCUGCUGGACUGGUCAUCUCUCACGGAAGGCGCCAACCUUCAGUACAACCCGUGGCAUUGUUCGUGUGAGAUGCAGUGGGUGCUGGAUGAUCUUUUGCCGCUCCUGUAUCGGAUCAACUCUAUUUUUCUGAGUGAAUUCAGGUGUGGUUCCCCGCGUGCAUACUCCGGCUUGCGCCUAGUACAUUGGUACAACUGGACCGAGCAGGCGAUGUGUAGCGAUGUAUACAUGAACAGCGGCAACUAUAUGAUUGAAUCUUCAACAAAAUCGCCGGAAGUAAGCUCCGUUACUCUAAUCUUGGCGGGCGCCAUUAUCGUUUCGUUGCUGAUCGCCAUUGCUCUCGUGGUCUACCUGGUGAAGAGUAGACGCCGCCACAGGAUACGACAGGCGGCGUUGAAUCGUAAACGACAAAGCACGGUGGAUGUGCGUGAAACUAAUGGACACGAGCAAUUCGCGGCGUUAAAUAAGGCGUGAAUCUCUCAUACGACUUCAGAGAAGCGUGCUUAAGUCCAGGGUGCGCUUGUUACGUUGUUUUUCUACUCGCUCCAAUGUUCGGAAUGACAACGGUCGUCUCGAGUCGUAUUGUCAUAUUAUAAGUUACAGCGUCAAUGUCAAAUGUUUGAUAAAAGCUGCUCCCUUGGUAGUUUUCCAAUUACACUAAAGCGCAUCUUCUUUAGUAUGUAGUACAUAUUAUUACCUCAAUGGUCUAUUAAGGUACCUUUGUAAUUCGUGCCAUUUGUAUAAUUGCUCUUGUCCAAAGGUUGUUAAGAACCUAUAAUAUUAAUCUAUUGCUAUGACAGUAGUUCCGACCGUAGUUUGAGUCGAUCGUAGUCAAAAUCUGAAAAUAAUACAUCCCUAGUUUUUAAUUACCAAUAAAAAAAGAUAAUACGUGUCGGGCGGGGAAGAGCGCUGGCGAGGAAAUAGAACGAGAGAUCAUGUUUUUAUAACGAUUUAUGAAUCAAAUUUUGAAUUGUAUCAGUUAAUGUUUUGUUGUUUUUCUUAAUUUUAAAAUUACCUACCUACCCAGGUAUACUAUACUAAAAAAGGCCAAGUGUGUCUUUACGUUUAAAUAACGUUUAUACCUCAAUUAAAAGUUCGUCUGAACUAGAUCUGGGUGCUAGUCAACUACACUGGCCUGCAAAAGUUCAAUCGGGUUGAUAUCAGGACUUCUUGAUGGCCAAGCCAUCACGCUGAUACCGACCUCCUAAAUAUACUCUUGUACGAUAUGAGCCGUGUGUGGCCGGGCAUUAUCAUGCAUCAGCAUCGAUCCAUCACCCAUAUUUGCUAAAUACGGCCCUGCAUACUCGUUGAGAAUCUCUUGAGCAUAUCUUUGCCCAGUGAGGGUGCCAUUUUCUAUGGCUACUAGCUCUGUGCGACCUUCUGAAGAUAUGCCAGCCCAUACAUGUACACUGCCUCCACCGUAUUGGACUCUUUCUGAGAUGCAGGCUUGAAGGUAUCGCUCACCAGGUCGCCUGUAAACACUUCGCCUUCCAUCAGAAGUGUAAAGGGAGAAUCGACUCAUCUGCACACAAAAUUCUUGACCAUUCUUCUUCAUCCCACUGCAUGUGUUCACGGGCGUAUCGCAGUCUCGCUACUCGAUGCUGUCUCUCGAGUUUUGGGCCUCUCGCUUCUCUUCGGGGUUUCAAAUUUGCUUCAGCAAGUCUUCUUCUCACUGUACUGUCACUAAUGUAGUCCCUCCGGGUCUGAAGUAGCUGUUGCUGGACUUCAACUGCAUUUUGGUGGCGAUUUCUUAACACAGUGGAAAUUAUAUAACGAUCUUCUCGGGCACUGGUACAUCUGGGUCUGCCAUUACAAGGUCUCCACAGAUGGUGCCCAGUCUCUUCGUACGUUCGCUUUACCUUCAGGACCGUUCGUACCGUCACACCCACCAUUCUUGCAGUGCGACGCAUACUGAUGCCUAGUUCCAGAAAAGCCAUGAUCCUAGCACAUUCUUCAACUUAAAGAGGCAUGAUAAAUAAAUGUUAUGUGCUUUUUAGCAUAAAUUUUUAAAACAAGACUCAUCGAUCUUGAAAAAAUUUAAAACAGAAAGAAAAAUGUGAAUGGUAAAAUUGUAAUUCGGAAACGUCCACUUUGAAAAAGGAAUGGUUUUUUUUGAAGUUUUUUUUCAGCCAAUUAUUAAAAGAAAGUUACCGACUAUAAAGUUUUUAUGUACAAAAUUAAAUUCUCUUUGGAGUCCUUUUUAUUUCGGAAGUAUAUCUUGUGAACUUAAAACGUUAUCCCAAUUUUAAAAUUAUGAUACUUACUUUUGAAGGCCAGUGUAAUAUGAAAUAAGUUUUCAUUUUGAAGUGUUUAGCUGAAACUUGAUCAUUAAAGUAUAGAUGCUAAUAUAUAAUUUGAUAUAAUAAAUCUGUCGCAGCCACCUGGUGUAUUGUAACUAAAUUAUAUUUGUAAAUUAGCCCAGAACACUCUCGACCAUAUUAAACCUAAUAAUUAUGUCAGCUUCAAGCAUUGGUAAGCUUCAAAAACUGAGACCGUAACGUGGGGCCUUUUCUCCCUGCGAAACACUUCUGGCUUAGCUUUGUACCUUCCUAAGGUAUAAUAUAAUGUUUACGUUUAAUGUACUAUAGCAGUUCAUAUUUUACGGGCGUCGAUAAAAAGCUAACGGACGAAAGAGAUAGUGUCUCGAGGUGAGUGAAAGAGAAGGGAGUUGUUUCGCAGAAACUUUCAUUCGCCGAAAACAAAACGAAGACUGUUAUUAUACAUGUUGUAAAAAAAUCCUGUACUAUAACUAUAAUAUAAUAACUUAAGGCGUAUAUUGGUAUCAAAAAGUGAGUACAUAAUAUAAAUCGAUUUUCAGGAAAUAAACACAUUAAAAAAGGGGGGAAAUGAGUAAUAUAAAUUAUACAGACAGAGGUGACCCAAUUAUAAAAAUUUGGUCACCUCUGUCUGCGGCCGUUAUCAUUUUUCCCCGCCCACACACCCAUUUCAUUUAUGUCACCUGCGAAGACCGCGCGGGCGGAGGGUGGAAGGUUAAGAAACAACGAAAAUUUAGUAUUAUUAAAUACUUAACUCAAUAUUAUAUCCACUUGCUCAGCGUCUCUCAACCGCACGUUCUGCUCGAUGUGAUCGACACGACGUUUCACGACGUUGUUGUAACCGUCGUAUCAGUCUUAUUCGUAUGAAAUACUAUAACGAUCCGGGCUCUCAUUUCCUCCUUAGCUUCACAAAUUUUCGGAACACGUAUUCUUUCACGUGUCUCCAAAGGUAAAAGUCGAGCGGCGUGAGGUCGAGAGACCGUGGCGGCCAAGCGACGCCACUUCGCCUGAUCCCUGGAAUGCUGUACUUUUCUUGGAGAUAUUCUGCACGGCGCCCAAAAAAUGUCGUGGAGCCCUGUCAUGUUGCGUGGACGCUGCCCGAACUGUAGUGUCGUAUGUGCAGAUGCAAUAAUUGUAAUUUCCGCGAUUGGCGGCAUCGAUCAAAGAACAGCGGCAUACAACGGUGCUUUAUUCGUUUGACAUGCCGCUCAGCUAAUGCUAGCUCUUCGCGAUUGGACCGAGUUUAGGGCGAUGACCUUUGUUUACUAGUACAAUAAAUAAGGUUCUCAAGAUUUUGACUUUGAAACCAUUUUAUAUGAAAUGUUCUUUUUAUUAUAGCAUUUCAUCAAAGGGGUUUUGAUUUUAUUAAUAGUGGUGCCUCCGCAUUCUAGUUCAUAUCCGUGUCAAUUAUCGUAUAGGGCUUUUUUUAACAAAGUGUAUUUAUGAAAGCGAAACAAGAAAAUAGAAAGCUAAGUUGUACAGUUUUAUUUAUUGAUAAUAAAUAAUUUUAUAUAAA
Leptidea sinapis is the source of this 5356-nucleotide messenger RNA. RefSeq names its product carboxypeptidase N subunit 2-like. The coding region runs from base 131 to 2038 and encodes 635 amino acids. The transcript is spliced from 7 exons. The record is from RefSeq and is a predicted model, not a curated record. Gene Ontology annotation, molecular function: protein binding. Gene Ontology annotation, cellular component: extracellular matrix. Lineage: Eukaryota; Metazoa; Arthropoda; Insecta; Lepidoptera; Pieridae.